UCCGGUCUUUUCAAAAAGCUGAAAUUGAAUCGCGUGUUGGAAGCGGGUGAGCCCGGCAGCGGGGGCGCGGCUCAGUCGUCAGUGCCCAGCCCUGUGUGCUGCGCUGAGCGGGAAUAUCGGGAUCAGAGUGCCGGCCAUGCAAGCGGAGGAGAUGUCCCCGGCCGUGAGCCUGACCCAGCUGGCCCUGGACAGCGAGGAGACCUGGUGCGUGGGCUGCAGUGACGAGGAGGUGGAGGACCCCGAGGGCUGGAGGCCGGGCCCUCAGGAGGUCCGCCGGCUCUACCAGACCCUGGAGGAGCGGGGGAGGCUGGAGCUGAGCACCAGGCCCUUCCCCCGCCGGCCUCCCACCCCCGAGGCACACCCGCAGGAGGAGGGCGAGGAGGAGGAGGAGGAGGCUGACCCCAAGGCAGCUGAGGAGUAA
This is a messenger RNA of Carcharodon carcharias (great white shark), 421 nucleotides long. RefSeq names its product PAXIP1 associated glutamate-rich protein 1 (gene pagr1). The record is from RefSeq and is a predicted model, not a curated record. Lineage: Eukaryota; Metazoa; Chordata; Chondrichthyes; Lamniformes; Lamnidae. The transcript has 2 exons. Bases 137 to 421 code for a protein of 94 amino acids.